UGGCCGCAACCAGUUCGUUCUAGCUUCCCUUCCCGUAGGGCAUGUAAGUGUACCGCAGUAGUGUAGGUACUUUGCCUGAAGCAACCACACGCGAUGAAGCUUCAAGGGCGUGGGGUUCCUGGCCUCGCUGUGUCGGUGGCCCGGCGAUGACGUAGAUGCAGUUGCAAAUCAAGAUGCUGUGUUGGGGCUUGGCGUUUCCAAAUUGCGGGGCGGCCACUGUCUCACUGCCCAGUUUUUGGUGAGGUCAGGACUCAGGAGGAAUUCGGAGGAUGCGGUCGUUCACCACCUCCAAACAACACUGUGAUUCGGCCGGAUUGGGAGGCCAUGUCUCAAUUCGACUGAAAAUCCAUUCCACCGUCACUGCCAGCCCAGUUCAACAGGCAAGCCGGACAGAUGCCGAAGGCACUUUUGCUCGGGCAGUCGCCGGUUUCCAACGACAUUGCUACUCCCGAAUUAGAUAUUUGAAAGUUGAGAUACUUCCCUUAACGAGAAGCUUAGCCGCUCUUCACACAGCCAUAAUCGUCCAGCAAUCCAAGUCGUCAACCGAAGCCCGCCCCUGUGGCUCUCUUUCCGCCGUGCGCAGUGCGGCGCUGGGCAGACCAUUUCGCCCGCAUCGACUCGCCCAGUCUGGCAAAUCAUCCAGCUCCCCGGAGACAAGAGCCAGACCGGAGAGCAUAAGAAAAAGCGGAGGCUUUGCGGUUGUUACGCGUCCUGCGCAUCCGAUGCUCCCGCGGUAAGCAGACGGGGCCGGCACAGCCACAGUCACGGCAUGAGCUGUCGCCAAUAGGGUCCGGGCCGUAAAUCGGUGUACAUACAUAGUGUAUGCUCCCCAUUAGCACAUGUAAAUUCUUCCGCGAGCUGAGCUGAAUGAU
This is a messenger RNA of Canariomyces notabilis, 872 nucleotides long. RefSeq lists its product as uncharacterized. Lineage: Eukaryota; Fungi; Ascomycota; Sordariomycetes; Sordariales; Chaetomiaceae. The transcript has a single exon. The coding region runs from base 270 to 737 and encodes 155 amino acids. The record is from RefSeq and is a predicted model, not a curated record.